GCUCCUGGAGACCUGAGCCUCCUGGUAAGAAGUCUUAAGUACCCUGAGGCCACUAUGCUGUAAGAAAUCCCAAACUAGACCACCUGGAGAAACCUUAACGCUAUGUGAAAGAAGAGACAGAGAGAUGCCCCAGCUGCUCCAGCGACCACUUUUCCACAUCCAGCUGAGGACAGAUUGCAAUAGCAGAAGAGACUUGCCUCAGGCCAACCCCAACCAAGCCCUUCCUGAAUUCCUGACUCAAAGAAAUUGUGAGAGGAAGAGAUUAGUCCAGAGACACACGCAGAGGGACGACCAUGUGAAGACACAGCAAGAUGGGAGGCUGUCUAAAGGCAACGAAAUAAGCCUCAGAAGAAACUAACCCCGCCAGCACCUUUACUUCCAUACUUCCUAUUCUCCACCUUAUAGUAGGCCCACUACAUGACUUUCUAGUGUGUUUAGCCACCAGAGCAGAUGGAUACAGCAUAGAAAAGGGCGGGAGGGCCCAGAGAUCUGCCAUUGGCUGAAAGACUCAUCAUCUCAUCUCCCAUUUUCAGCAUUUUUAAAAAGUUCAUCUUUCAAAACUGGGACAUCUUUCAGACCAUGCAGGAGCAGCGUUCCAGAGGGAGAACUUGACAGUGAAGGAGCUUGGAUAACUCUUUCAGCUGACCAAAGGCCUGGAGGAGAGGAAGCCCAGCAGGACUCAGACCAAUAGUCAAAAUGACCUGAGUGCAGUAUCAGUGAUGAGAGAUUCUCAACUCCUGGCUGAUCUUGAGGAAUGACAUUUGUUCCUCGAAAAACAUGGAUUUCAGAACGUAUGCGAUUUGCAGAAGCCAACGAGAGUGACGCCUUGUCAGGGCCCUGCUUCAGGCCCCAGCACUGAGAUGCUUUCCUCAGGAGUUUGCCUUGACAACAAUGACCCCGUGAAUAAUUCAGAUGUGAGUCCCCACCCCGCCUGGGCGUUCUAAGCAUGGCGGACACUAUCUUUGGCAGUGGGAGUGAUCAGUGGGUUUGCCCCAAUGAUCGGCAGCUUGCCCUGCGAGCCAAGCUGCAUACAGGCUGGUCUGUGCAUACCUACCAGACAGAGAAGCAGAGGAAGAGCCAGUGCCUCAGCACGGCUGAAUUAGAGGCCAUCCUGCAGGUCAUCCAGAGGGCCGAGCAGCUCGACGUCAUGGAGCAGCAAAGGAUAGGGCGGCUGGUGGAGCGGCUGGAGACCAUGAGGCGCAACGUGCUGGGGAAUGGCCUCUCCCAGUGUCUGCUCUGCGGGGAGGUGCUGGGCUUCCUGGGCAGCUCGUCGGUGUUCUGCAAAGACUGCAGGAAGAAAGUCUGCACCAAAUGUGGGAUCGAGGCCUCCCCUGGCCAGAAGCGGCCCCUGUGGCUCUGUAAGAUCUGCAGUGAGCAGAGAGAGGUCUGGAAGAGAUCGGGGGCCUGGUUUUACAAAGGGCUCCCCAAGUACAUCCUCCCCCUAAAGACCCCCGGCCGGACUGAUGAUCCCCACUUACGACCUUUGCCUGUGGAGCCAGCUGAGCAAGAGCCCAGGAGCACUGAGACCAGUCGAGUCUACACAUGGGCCCGAGGGAGAGUGGUUUCCAGCGACAGUGACAGUGACUCGGAUCUCAGCUCCUCUAGCCUAGAAGACAGACUCCCACCCUCUGGGGUCAAAGAUCUGAAAUGUGACAAGCCCCGCGGGGAAUCAGGUGGCAGUGUGGAGUCCCCCAAGAUGGGGCUCGCCUGCCUGCCUCACCACCUCUCGGGGAGCCAGAGCAGCCUGGCCAGCGAGACAGGGAUGGGCCCUACAGACCCACAGAGGGGCACCCCACCCUGGCCGGACCCAAAGGGCCCCAGCAAAAGACACACCCCGGCGAGUCCCCACUGCUGAUGUGGCCUCUGCGAGUCCCCUCUGCCUGCCCUGGGCAACGGCCUCUUCGAUGCAGGAAGCAGACCUUCCAGUGAAGAGGUUGAGAGAGAGAGAGAGAGAGAGCACGCAUAUGCAUACACGCUGGAGCCAGACCCUUCCUGCCUCCUUCCCGACUACUCCUGGAACCCUCACAUCCAACCCUAUCAGCUGUGACCUCCUACUUAACAAACCAGUGUUUGCAGGACUGAGUCUGCUUCCCCCCACCAGUGCCUUUCUGUAUCCUUUCUCUCCUGGGAGCCCUCCUCACCCACCCCACCCCCCAGCCAUUCCACUGAGCUAUGACCUUUAUUUAUUGUCCUCCCCAACUCAGUCUACCCCAUGUUUAUUUUAAGUGGGCUCUCUUCUUGGGCUGGAAGGACGUCCAAACCCACCUUGUACUCCCUCCACCCGUGUGCACUGCAGUUUCAGAAGGCACCAGGCAGGCUUUCCCCAUAAUUCUAUUAAUAGAAGAAAUCCAGCCCUCAGCAUUAUCCUUCAAAGCUGAACUUGGUCCCUAGAGACAAGCGGUGGAGGCCAGAGCAGGUGGGAUGAGAGACUCCGUCACCCUUUUCCUCUGCCUGCAGCUCUGGGGAGGUGGGAGAAGCUCCCUCCCUCAGGGCUGACCCAGGAGCCGCUGUUGAAACCUGGCUCUUUAUUGAUUCUGGGAACCCCUCCGUUGGCCUCCCUGGGUUUUGCUCAGAUUCUCCGCAGCUUGUGGAACUGAGAAUGGUUCUGGUGAAGACCGAAUUCACUCACUGAAGAGCAGCUUUCAGCCAAGUCCCCAGCUGCAGCACGAGGCUCCCCUAAGCCAUUAAUUCACUUCUCUUCAGUAGGUUCAGUUUGGCAUAAAAAAUAUUUAAUUCAAAGCACGGGCAAACGCUUCUGGAAAACCUUUCCCCGAAGAGAGAACGUGUAUUUAUGUGCGUGUAGGUGUUCGCACCCUCCCAUCCUUCCUGCCCCCCGCCCAAUGCCCCAUGCCUCCACCCAGUUCUCAAAGGGCCUACUUUUCUCCAGGCUCUUAGGCCCCCACCAUUAGCUUUUUUGCCCUUGCCUCUAGCAGACAGAGGGAAAAAAAAAAAAAAUCUCACUGCUUGCCUGUGACAAGUUAUGCUUCAGAAUAAAAAUAAAGAUUAGGAUUUGCAUUGA
Molecule: messenger RNA, 3019 nt
Organism: Pteropus alecto (black flying fox)
Lineage: Eukaryota; Metazoa; Chordata; Mammalia; Chiroptera; Pteropodidae
Gene: RPH3AL
Product: rabphilin 3A like (without C2 domains)
Exons: 11
Coding region: 947-1855 (302 amino acids)
Biological process (GO): intracellular protein transport
Molecular function (GO): small GTPase binding
Source: RefSeq, a predicted model, not a curated record